AUGACGGCCGCGGGGCGCGGUGUGUACGGCGCGAACAAGCCCACCUCCGGCGACCCCGAGAAAUGGGUCUGUCCGUCAUGCCUUGGUGGAGGGAAGCCGGGCGACAUGGGCGUGGUGCGCGAUGUCAGCGACUGGCAGUGUGUAGGCCGCGCAACCGAUGAGCUGGUGCUCGCCGGGGCGACGGCCGCUUGGGCCGACUGUCCUAAAGGGCAGCCACUCUGGCGGCAGAAUUGGGCUACACUGGUUGAUUGGGCUGCGCGGCCCACUGAGUGGCUCAACUCAAUCGCGAUCCAGCAUCCCCUGCAUCUCUCUCAUCCUCCACAAUCUCCCCUCACCACGCUUCUCGACUCCUCCCCGUCCCCGACCUCUCCUCUUCCUAUCAACCUGGGAGGCUCGGCGAAACAGAACUGCCCCUUCUCAUCUAGACUAGAGGGGAUACAAAGGCGAUCGAGAGUUCCGGUCCUCUCGCCGGGGCCGGCGGUCUGCCCCGGCUCCGAGGGCCCUGUGGACUUCGGAGGUGCGGCGGCCCCGACUCUUCGUUGGUGGGGGGGGGGAGGUGGUCCUACUUAUUGGAGGUUUAGGUCUCCUGACAAGGUCUGUGAGGCGGACGCCAGUCUCUGCUAUGGCCAGUACGGAUUAUUUAUGAUGGUAGCCUGGAGUGUAACAUCAGUGCUACACUUUAGACCUUCUGAAUCGUACUAUCUUAAAUCUGAAGUUUCUUUUUCAAGCUCUUCAAUUCUUUCAUUUAUGGAAGCAUCAGGUAUAGAAGGAGAAAAUAUAUUAAGUAUUCGAUGAGUGAGGAGAAGCAGAACUACUAUAUCGCUAAAGCGUUUUUUUCUUUCAAUUUGUGUUCUGGGGAUGAUCAGAAUUGAGAGAUUAGCAUGCAAAUCCUCGACGCCUUUGUGCGGUCAAGCUGCCAAGAGGGUCCAUAAACCAUAAUCUUCGGGAGUUCUAGAAGUACCUCAAAUUUGAUAUUGUUAAUGCAAUAAAAACACAAGUAUAACCA
Molecule: messenger RNA, 1006 nt
Organism: Triticum aestivum (bread wheat)
Lineage: Eukaryota; Viridiplantae; Streptophyta; Magnoliopsida; Poales; Poaceae
Exons: 4
Coding region: 1-795 (264 amino acids)
Source: RefSeq, a predicted model, not a curated record